GUUAUAGCAGAUCUGAAAGACGACAAGCUCGACGCCAGUCGCAAUUGCUUUUGCAAUUUUGUUCAAGAUAAACCCUCUUUUGGAAGCGGACUGAAGGAGGGAAAUGUGCUUACGAAAUGGAAGACGAUGGCUCCGGAGUCUCUGUGUGUCCCCACGACGGCCACAAUCUCGGCCUCAGCCUAUGAGUCGACGCCGUUGGCCAGACUCUGCACUUGUCUGCAAAACUCCCUGGCCGAGAUUCGCAGAUAUGCUGACAUGGUGCCGGGCUUCUCGUCGAUGGUGCGCUCCGAUUGCGACACCGUCCUGAAACUGCAUGCGUUGGAUCUGAUGUCCUUUCGCAUGGCUCUGCGAAGGCUGUGGCUGACCACCAUGGCACCCACAGCAUUUUUGGAGCCUGAGAAUUGGGGACUGCGUGAUCGCAGUCCAUCCUACCGGUACCUCGAGUUGGUCAUAAGAUGUGCUUCUGACGAGAAUUGGCUCUACCUCGCUUUCGGCCCGUCGAACUCAAUCCGCGCCGGCAUCGAAUGCCCUCCGGACACGUCUUCUUCAACCCCAUCCUCCACCUCUUCCUCGACAACCGCCUCCUCCUGCAUGUCUUCUUCUUCUUCUUCUUCUUUUUCUUCUUCAUCUUCUUCUUCUGCCUCUUCUGCCAAUUCCUCCUUAUCGUCCUCAUGUGCAGCCUCUGCUCCGCCCUCUUUGUGCAACACUUUCUUGUUGCCUUCUGACCCCUCGACCUCUCACCUCAUUGGCUCAACCCGUACUGGCAACUGUCUUUUCCCAGGGGCCCUGGGCCCCGGAGAACUGACCAAUCAGGCGCCUGUCUGUGAUCCACUUCUACCGCCGCCCAGUUCAACUGGUCCAAUGAAUCGACACCGAUUGUCACAUCUGCGAGGCACCACGACAACCGUGACGACCAGUCGUGGCAGCGGUACCCCCACAGCCUCGGGCUGUUCAGCCAGUCUCCUCAUGCCAUUGCCCGUCUGCCCGAGACGCUCGCCAUCUCGCAACCAUGGCAACCAGACCUCGAGGUCUGGGAUAGAGGAGGACGAGGUGGCCGACUUGAGGGCGCCGCCUCUGCCCAUCUUCUACUCUGGCCUCUCGGGUUCGGGGUCCGUGUCCGGCUGCGUUUCCGAGUCCGGCUCGGACCGGAUCAACCUCUCGACGUCUUCGUCGUCCUGGCUCCCGGGCUCUGGCUCCGGCUCCGGCUGCAACGGGGCCGCUGCCAGACAAGCUCAACUUCAAGCGUGGAGCGCCGCGGUGCUGGUCUUCGAGAGCGGCGAUACCAUGAGCCUCGAGGAGGUGGCGGCCGCCGGACUGACCAGUUGGGCAGAGCAGUUGCGCGAGUUCGGACUCCGAUUGCGGCUUCUGGUGCAGGACGACUUGAACACCAUCGCCGGACUCGCCGCUCUGGUCUUGCUCAACUACAAGUCGGUGAAUUGUAAGUUGGCCGAUAGCGGCUGUGUCCACCAGGUCAAUUUGCCCACAAUCUUACCAGACGUCAUCGAAAUUAUACAAUUCUCGCGGUUCAAAAGUGGUUUGAUCUCUUUUUUUUCUUUUCAACUUGGUCCAGUUGUCAAAGCGAUCGCGUUGAAUGCAACUCGUUCACAAUUGUCUGGCGGAAGUGGGACUCGAUUUUUCUAG
Protopolystoma xenopodis is the source of this 1641-nucleotide messenger RNA. The record is from the annotation of a GenBank genome assembly. NCBI's taxonomy places the organism in Eukaryota, Metazoa, Platyhelminthes, Monogenea, Polystomatidea, Polystomatidae.